This is a messenger RNA of Miscanthus lutarioriparius, 1605 nucleotides long. The record is from the annotation of a GenBank genome assembly. Lineage: Eukaryota; Viridiplantae; Streptophyta; Magnoliopsida; Poales; Poaceae.
AUGGAGCGCCCUCUCGUUGUUGAGAUGACCUACCGGUUCGAGAUUGAGGCGUAUUCAACUUUUAUCAGCGACUUGCGUACAAGGCUUGCUCAACACCGUGAUGCCGAGAGAACUGAUGUCCUUAACCAUCCUGUACUCCCCAGGCAAAAGAGUGGUGUUCGACCGGCUAGGAUUGAGGGCAACAACAACCAGAGGACAACGCUCGCCGUCCGGGAUGACAAUGUAUACCUUAUUGGCUUCAAGAAUCAGAGUGGACGAUGGUACGAGUUUGGUUACUCGGGGAAUAAUGAGCAUAUUGAUCCAACAACUGGAACCGCCAGGCGCGAGAGCAUGCGCAUGCUCGGACCUCCACAGCAGGACGGAGAGCCGUCGACGUUUCUGGAAUGCGCGCGGCAGCAGCUACGGAUGCUUAGUUUACGGAGGAGCGAGGUGGUUGAGGCGCUGCUGAGGUGGAAGAAGGACCGCUAUCGGCAAGGCUACCUAUUACCCGACCAUCUGAGGGACAUGCUUCGGACCAGUAGCCCAAGUAGAGCACUUGCUAUUGUUGAACUGCUGCUUAACAGGCCAGUUCACAGACCUACUCUGUGGAACCAGGAGCGCAGGUUCAUCACGGCAGGUGGCAAUGGCGGCCGGCGGCCGGGGCACCAGCCUCCUCCCAAAAGAACAAGAACUAACCCAGCAGCAGGAGGAGGGCCAGCCGGCCAGGGCCAUGGCCGACAACAGCAGCAGCCGCCAAACCAGGGCGGUGGCCGCCGGUCCCAUUCCCAGUGGCAGCCGACACCGGUACCGCCGCCUGAACCUGACGAUGGUGAUGAUUGCGUGGCCCAUGCACGACCCCUAGUAGAGAUAAUCGCCGUGCGCGCCGACGGCUUUCAUUUCCUUGGCACCAUAUCGGUCUUCGACGGGAGACGCGGCCAGGUCAUCUACCGCAACAAUCUUCCCAUUCCCAUCCAAGAACCACGCCAGGGGGCCGACGAGGAGCCGCUGCCGCUGACUGGACCAUACACAGCAAUCUCAGCGUACAGGAGCUUCACCUUUAGGGUUGACAUCACCGGCGGUCCCGAUGGGGCACAGGACCGCGGUGAGCUGGAUUGGGACUGCUACGACGAAGAAAACAGGUACGACGAGCCCGUUACCGGCACCAUCACAACAAACAAAGGCAAACGCAACGUAAACGUGACCUAUGCGGUGCUCAGUGAAGCCGUGGAGGUCAACGUGGAGGUCGACCUUCUUCUUCCGCCCGGAGCCGCCUCAGCUGUAAGCCCCGUCAUCUAUGGUCAAAUCGCCACGCGCAGCCUGGCCUUCAACGGCGACGAGCGCACGUGGAGCGUGCUGUUCGACUCCAUGCGCAACGGAGCGGAGAUCACCUAUGGCCGCUCUGGUGGCUUUGGCUCCAUGGCCCAGAUUCCACUGGCGCGGUCUGUAGUUGCCAUGCCGCUCGGCUCGCUCGCCGCUGGUGGUAAAGGGGAAAGGCAAGCCUCUAUGAUGCACCUCCCAGCCAAGAGGAUGCCAGCCCUUUCUUCAUCCAACGCCAAGACAUCGAGCUCACCCUGGGCGACCGCACCAAGAGAUUCCCAGUCCAGAAUGGCGGUGACGUCCAAGUGA